Molecule: messenger RNA, 741 nt
Organism: Seminavis robusta
Lineage: Eukaryota; Bacillariophyta; Bacillariophyceae; Naviculales; Naviculaceae
Source: the annotation of a GenBank genome assembly
AUGAAGUCUGCUCAACAGUCUGGCAAACUGGUGUCUAGUCUCUUUCCGGAAGAUGUCCGAAAGCAACUCUAUCAGGAAGAGGAAGCCAAAGUCAGAUCAAAGGAGAAUGAAAAGGGGUGGCUUAUUAGAUCCAGCACCGCUGGAGGACAUUAUGAUUCUGGUGGAGCAGAAGGUUUCACAAAGUGGAGCUCCACUCGAACACAUGUGGAAGUCUUUGAACUUUUGGAGGCACUCUAUGGGCAGUUCGACAGGAUUGCGGACAAGCUUAAUGUGUUUAAAGUCGAAACCAUUGGGGAUUGCAGGUGCACAUAUAUCGCUGUCACUGGGCUUCCAGAAGCACAGCCGGAACAUGCCCUGAUCAUGACCAAGUUUGCUCAAACCUGCAUGCGGAAGUUUCACCCUGUUCUUGUAUCUUUGUCCCCUACUCUGGGGGAUGAUACCCUAAAUGUCCAGAUGAGGGUUGGCAUGCAUUCAGGACCUGUGACAGGAGGUUUGUUGCGUGGCAAGAAGGCCAGGUUCCAGCUCUUUGGUGACAGCGUCAACACAGCGUCUCAAAUGGAAAGCAAUGGUCAGCCCGGAAGGAUCCACGCCUCGGCAACGACUGCCACUGAACUCCAAAAGCUUGGCAAGGCAGAAUGGCUGACUUUGCGAGAAGACAAGAUCACUGCCAAGGGGAAAGGUCUCAUGACAACGUAUUGGGUGAACCCCGGGGGAUCAGCGAUGACGACGACGAAACUGUGA